Ictidomys tridecemlineatus (thirteen-lined ground squirrel) is the source of this 1542-nucleotide messenger RNA. RefSeq names its product protein lifeguard 1. Gene Ontology annotation, cellular component: membrane. The record is from RefSeq and is a predicted model, not a curated record. Lineage: Eukaryota; Metazoa; Chordata; Mammalia; Rodentia; Sciuridae.
GGGUCCCCAGCCCACACCAAAUCUCCAACUGCCACUCCCCUAACUGUCGCUCAGAACUUUGCUUCUCAGUCACAGCACCUGCCUGUCCUGUGGAUAACGGCUGCUUCGGGAGCCAGCAGAGAUUUUUAAGGACCAGGACUCGGGAAGAAACCAGGUUGGUUAUUUGAGCAUCUUUCAAUGCUUCUCAUUUUUGUGUGAAGGCUGCUUUCUCAGAAGAGCUCCGGACUUUACCAACAAGAGAAAUAGAUCUUUUUCUCUUCAAAAUGAAAAUGGACUUGGAGAUCAGUGAGCCAAUAGACUUUAGUUCAGGAGAUCAACAUCUGAUUCGGAAAGCAGCAGAUAAAAGGGCCCAAUCUCAAUCUGGCCAGCCCCCCAAAUCUACACCUUCACCUGGGGUCCAGGAAACCCAAGGGAGUCCACACCCCAAGGCUACUGAUCGCGCACAUACCUAUGUGGUACAAAUUUCAGAUGAGCCAACCCCAGCUGACAGCAGUACAGUCACAACCACCGCAUUCUCAGACGAUGCUGUCCGCAGAGCUUUCAUUGUGAAAGUGUUCCUUCUCCUGUCAGCCCAGUUGUUAGUCACUGCGACAAUUAUCAGCAUGUUUAUUUUCUGGAAAGGUUUAAAAACGUGGGUACGUUCAAACCCCUGGUUCACCUAUGCACUCUUCCCAGCAUUUUUUGUUGUACUAAUUAUACUUGCCUGCUGUGGGAAUCUUCGCCGUCAGGUGCCUGCAAAUUACAUUCUCCUGGGAUUCUUUACACUUCUUCAAGGUCUGCUGCUUGGAACCAUAUCAGUUUUCUAUAAUGCGGAGGAAGUGUUGUGGGCCACAGCAGCAACCACUCUGGUGACAUUAGCACUCACUAUAUUUGCUCUACAAACAAAAUGGGAUUUUACCUUGCUAAACGGAAUGCUGUUCGUUUUUCUCUUCGUACUUGUAAUCUAUGGAAUUCUCUUAAUCUUCAUUCGAUCAUAUUGGCUGCACGUGCUGUAUGCUGGACUCGGAACCGUGCUCUUCUCCAUGUACCUGGUGAUGGAUGUGCAGCUCAUGGUGGGAGGGCGUCAUCACCACUCUGACCUGGACCCGGAAGAAUACGUUUUUGCUGCCCUGAACAUCUACUUGGACAUCAUCAACCUCUUCCUUUUUAUUUUGCAACUGAUUGGACUGGGACGGUAGUGGUCCAGCCAAGGCUAGCUUGUGCUGAGAAGCAGGAAGGAGGGACACUUGUGACAUGUUGCCAGGCUCAGAUACGCAAAGGUUACCACUUCCUAAGCCCUUUUAUUUUAAAAAAAAAACAAUAUUUAAGAACAUUUUUAUUAAAGUUAAGCAUUUGAAGGUAGCUGUUGCUGUUCUUCUUACUUUUAGUUCCACUGUCACAUAGCAAAACUUUUGGAGGACAUUUCAGAUUUUUAUAAAUUCAAAGAAAUGAGUAUCAUACUUACAAAUAUUUGUAAGAUGCCCAUUAUUUUGUUCAAGUUUUCCAGGCACCAUUUCUGUACACAUCUCUCUACAUGAAUAAAAUGGAUUACAGAAAUUUAAA